GGCAACCGACGGUCGCCGCUGCAAUUAACAAUGCUUCCGCGUGCACUUCUGCCGGCCGAUCUCGAGCGUCGAAUGCCGUACGUCGCGCGCAGUGAAUAGCGAUGCAGAGAGCUCUAAGUGCGUAGCGAUCGGCGCGAGGGAGUCGGUAGGCGGUUGGCGCACCUGGGAGGAGCGAGCGAGAGGCCCGGCGACCCGGGAGUCGCACCUCGGCGAGCGGCGGGCCGGACCGGCCAGCCUCAGGCAGCAGCCAGUGCCCGCCCGUGCCUCCACACGCGCUCCUUCGCCCGACAAAACAAUGCGCCGGUGGUGCGUGUAAAUACGCGCAGCGGCUAUUCGGGGAGCAGCGGAGUGCUGGCAGGCAGGGCUCCCAGCCGCCUGUCAUGUGUCAGCGACCCUGAGGCCGCCGCCGCCGACGACGACUCUUGUUUAUAUCGAUCACGUGGUGUUGUCAUUCUGACGCGGCGCAUCUGAGUGAACGGCGGCCGGCAUGCAGCGCUGCCCGUACCUGCACGAGAUGAAGGAGCGGCUGCUGUCGCAGAGCUCUAACCCCGACCAGACGUCGCUGCCAGACUCCGGCGCCGCCAUGGACACGCGUGCCGCCUCUGACGUUCUCGAGGUGCGGCAGGAUCCCGUCGUAGGCACCGUCGUCAAGCUCAACCCGGACGGCUACGGCUCGCACACGUCGCCUGCGCACCACUGCAGCAGCCAGCUGCUGGACGAGUCGGCCGACAUGGACAGCUUCGCGCCCAAGAACGCCAAGACCUCACUCUUCAUUAUUCUCAGCUUCAUAUAUGCCAAGCUGCUGAUUGUUAUUUGUAUAGCCUACGUCAUCUCGGAAGUUGUGACUCAAAACAUACCUCUACAUUAUUAUGAGGGUUUCUUCACAUAUCUAUAUGGAAUGAGCAUACUGUUCUUGUUGUACGUAUUCUGCUUUCUACUACAAGAAAGCGCCUGCUGUGCACCAGAAGUCCAGGCACCUCCACCUCGACCCCCUGUCAAAAAAUCUGAUGCAAAGAAGGCAGAAAAAGAGAAGAAAAAGAAAAAGAAAAAAGCUGCUGAAGCAAAGGAGAAAGGAAGUGCAGAAAGUGGUGGGGGAGGUGGAGGAGGCGGUGGAGGCGGUGGUGGAGGAGGAGCCGGCGGUGGUGGUGGAGAUGGAGGUGGGGGAACACCGGGAGGUGUUGGUGGCAAUAAUAAAGGCUCAAUGUUUCAGGGUGUUCUGCGCAACUUGAGAACCAGCAAAGAUGUGAAUUUGAAUGAUGGUGGUGGAGACAGUCCUACACAAGAAAAGUUGACUGGUUCAUGUGAUCCACCAGAGAUGGUGGAACUGGAGUCUGGGAGACCUGCACGUAAACGAAAAACUUCACAGAACAUUCACAGCCAUGGAAGUUUCUUUCUAAGAGUAGGUGCUAUAGCAUUUGGCCUUGGGACAAUGAUCUAUAAUGGACUUGAAUGUGGAGCUUUCUUCGAAAUUCCCUUCAACUCUCCUUGCUACCAGAUACUUCGAGGAAUUAAUCCAGUGUUACAGAUGAUUUUCACUUUCAUGCAGAUGUACUUUAUAUUCAUGAACUCAAGGCUGAAUAUUCAUCGCUUCAAGGUGGUUGCACGUUUUGGACUUAUGCAUGUAGUUGCCACAAAUUUAUGUGUCUGGAUUCGAACUUUGGUGCUUGAGAGCCUAAAAGAAAUUUCUGCAUACCAGCAUCGACGUCUUGAAUCAUUUUUGGCUGCAGAUGAAGAUAGUGGAGUUGAGUUAAUUCGUGGGCCGAGCAUCUUCGAUUCAGCCCCUGGUGCCCCCACUCUUGGGCAGGGGACAACGGUAGCUGCUGCUGCAGGCGCGGGAGCCACAAGCCUGCAAACGACAGCUAGGACAGCUGCCCACACCAUCGCCCGCAUCACCAACUCUACCUUACGUGCCAUUCUUGAGGUUACUCUUCCUCCCACAACCCCUAGUACUACUGUUCCAUCCACUACGGUCACUACCACUGCAGCUCCUACAACAACACUGCGUACCACAUCUACUGCAUUCCCAACCACACUUACCACACAGAGUCCUACCACUACUCCUAUUACUACCACAACUGCAUCUACAACCACAACAACCACCACCACUGCUGCUACUAUCCCUACCACUGCUUUGUUCUCACAGUUCCCUACGAUGCUUGAUUCAAUGGACUAUCCCAGAGCUCUUGACGUUAAUGGAAACAGCAAUGGAAGUAUUCCAUUCUUGGAUGGACCUUUUUAUCCAGCAGCUUUAACAAGUUUGAAUAAUGGUACCUCUAUUACAAGUGGUUGUGGUCGGGUGAACAUCAUGGGAACAAUUGUUCAGGAUUCUGCUCCAUACUUGUUUCCAUUUAUAAUUGAAUACAGCCUAAUUGGUGCUGCUGUGAUUUAUGUUAUGUGGAGACACAUUGGACGUCAUCCCAGAUAUGUGGAACAGGAAGAUUUGGAACAACGGCUGGAAGCAAUGUUAUCACGAAGAGCAGUGGCAAUGGCACAAGCACGUCGCCAAGGCCGUGUAGACUGUGUAGGUGCUAGCAAAGGCCUGUUCUGUGGCCUCCUGCUUUUGGUUGCAUCUCUUAUUUGUCUCAUACUUUUCUUUGUGAUGAUACAUCAUCAAGAUUAUGGACUGCUUGCAAUAUACCUGGCAGAUGUUUCUCACUGUGUGUUGAUGUCUCUCAGCAUAAUAGCUACUAUUGUUGGCUUCAUCAGAGUACAGAGUCUCAAAUUCCGUGCUGAAGAGCAGAGUGAUUUGAAUGACAUUCUCCUAAGAGUAUCUGCAUUUGGUCUGUUUGUGUAUGCUGUAUUUAGUGUGAUAGCUGGCUCCUUGGCUGCUUUUCCACAAGAACCCAAGUUGCUAAUUGUGUGCACUGGCUUACUGUCAAUUGUUCAGGUUGUACUACAGCUGUUGUUCAUUGCGGAUGUGGCACGCCGUCGUGUACAUCUCCCUGAACAUGACCGCAGCAAACCUGGGCGUCAAGUAGUAACCUUCCUCUUGAUCUGCAAUGUCACAAUGUGGGUCAUUUACACAUUUGAAGCACAGAAGGUUAUUGCUAAUCCUGUUCAACUUGAUUUCUAUGGAUUCCUUGCAUGGGCCAUAGUGCAACGGGUUACUUUACCACUUUGCAUUUUUCAUCGAUUCCAUUCAGCGGUCACGCUUGCUGAGAUUUGGAAGACUAGCUACAAAGCUCGACUUGAAUGAAAUCUACAGUGCUUGGUAAUUAUUAAGAAUAACAACUUGCCCUGAAAUCAGAACUGGUAUACAUAAAAAAGUGUUAAUGUGUAUGGAUUAACGAUGAAUUUUAUGAUUUAUGAAGAUGUGGUGUGUUCACACACUCUGACAAUGAAUUUUUGCCAUUGGUUUUCAUCUUCUAAAGUUAUUUUUAAAAACUAAAUAUUUAAGCCAAAGAUUAUAUCCUCAUGAAAUUCAUUAACAAUAAUUAUUAAUUUUGUUAAGAUAUUAGGUUUACUGAUAACACUUUAUGCAAUACCUCUCAUUACUCACACUCUUCUUGAAACAAUUGUCAUUAUACAUUACAUCUAAAAACUAUUCAUUUAUACAUUUGCAACUUGUUAUUUUUGUUACUCGCAUACAUCAUUAUCAAACUUGAUAGUCAUUUUCAUUGAUGAUAAGAAUGUGUCUGAGUCAUGUCUGACAGUGAGCAUAAAAUAAUGUUGAUGCUAUUUUUGUCUUAUGCUUACAACAAUUUGUCAUAUUUAUUUCUUCUGCAAAACUACAUUAAGGAACUUUAUUUCAUAAAAUACAUGAAACGAAAAGCAUGCAACUGUCAUUUGCAAUGUGCCAUUCCUUGCUGGUAGCACACCGGCAUUAACAUGUCAGCAUCAACAGAUGAAGAGAGUUCAGUAAUGUUUCCGCCUGACUCAUUAAUGUCGACACACUGGAGAAUUUAAUUCUCAUUCUUAAGGUGGUGUUUACCUUCAGAAAUAAAAACAAUAAAAAUUUAAGAAAAGUGAAUGGGUUAAGUAAACUUACCUGUUCAUCCGUGUAUACAUAUUAAGUUUAAGUGUCCAUCAAAAUAAUAAUCUACUAAGUUUGCAGAAGGUUGUGGUUGAUCACUCACAAUCAAACCACUCAACCUCCAUUACAGAAAAUAAUAUUUAUUCUUCUGUUGAACACAUUCAGGGUGUAGUCUUGCAGCUGUUGUAGUAUUAUUCAGCUAUUUUUUGUAUUAGAAAGAAACUGAUAUUGAAAUAAAGAUGAUGAUUUGACACAAGGCCACAAAACUAUGUUGAAUGCACAUGCCUUGUUGAAAUUAAUGACUUUCAUUUGAAUAUGCAAUGUAAGUAUGUGCCAAAUAAAUAAAAUAAUAUUAUUGUAUGGGCAGAAUGAGUAUAUUAAUGGGAAGGAUAAAGUAAAUAUUCAUUACCAGUACCACUUGAAGAUUACACCAAAUGUUUCACUGUUUUUAUUUCCUUUGUUGUCUGUUGUUAGUUACAAUGUAAAACAACUGAAGCAGAGAUCCCCUUAAAUGCAGGUGCUGCCCACUUUAAAUUAUGUAAUUUUUUCUUCACUGUGUUGUGAACUUAAUGGUUUCUGUGGAACAUGUAUUACUGAGCAUGAGCUCUAGUGAAAAACACUUCCAUGAUGACUUGAUUGUUUUGUACCAUAAUACACAAAAGAAAAUUUUAAAAUAAUAAUUGGCUACAGAACAAAGGUUAUACACAAAAAAUAUCAUUAAUGCAUUACUAUACAAAAACUGAAUAUCCUACACUGUACAAAUUUUUGCAAACUAAAUUAACAAUUCUGUGACAUCACCAAUGAGUAGACUUAAUUAAUACAGCAAAACAGAUGUGCUUUGUUGGAUGAGAAGUAAAUGUGUGUCAUAAAUAGUUAAGCAUCAAAUAUAAGAAUAAAUGUUUACAACUUCAAAAUGUAAAUAAAAUGGUUGUUUUGUACAUAAUUUAUCAUUGUUCUUGAUGUCUGUUCUAAGCCUGUACUCAAGUGAAAUAAAAAGAAAACCAUGAGAAAAUUUCUAUAGAUCAUGAAACUAUUGCUAAGCAUGGUGCGUACUAAAUUAACUCUUAUUGCUGUUAUAUAUAUAUCUAUAUGUGGCUAAAGAGGCAAAAGGUUAGUAACACAUUUUGUGUUGUUUCAUUGCAGAUACCUUCAUUAGUAAGUACAAAGUGACAGACUUAGUUAUGUAGUAGGUGAAAUAAUUUGUUAAUGUAGGUCUUCUCUAAAAAAAUUCAUUUUGUUCCAUUUUAGCAGUUUUAAACUUUGUGAGUUUUUUGGCCACCUCUUUUUUUUUUGCCAAUUGUCAGAAUUUUUAUACAUGAUUAUGUUGUGAUAAAAUUGAUUAUUACGUUUUCAUUGUUUAUUACAUUUCCCUUAUACAUUAUUUACCCAUAGGACACUUUUUUUGAAAGCUAUGAAAAUUUGUGGACCAUGAAGUUCCAAAGAAACAUGAAACCUGUUCAGCAUUUACCAUUCUACUCUUUUGCUUGACUUUAGAAAAUGAAAUAGUACAAAGUGGAUUAUAGAUAUCCAUUACAUAUAUUUUUUCCGAUAUAUAUCAUGAGUUGUGUGUACAUCUAUUAAUGGUUUGAAACUAUAUGUACAUUCACUACAAAUGUUUUCUAGACUCUUAAUACAAAAUAGCCAAAUAUUCUUUUAGAGUGGAUUAAUUAGGUUCUUUAGUAUUGGUAAUAACACAAUGUUUACUGUACUUUACAUGUGGUAUGUGUGAGAUUAUUUGCAAAUACCAAAUGUUUUUAGAGUUUUUAAUGUGACCAAAUUCAUUUUUGGAAAUUUGCUAUGUAUAUAUACACUGUCAAGAUUCUCACUGCCAACUAAUACAGUAUGUGUGAACUGUAAGUUAAUGUAACAUUCAUAAGCAUCUUACAGUGAUUCAGCAGACUAGAUUAGGAUCAUUCAUAUUCCAUAAGCAUUUGACUGAUGGCAGUGUUAAGUUGUCAUGAAAUUAAAAAAAGAAAAGAAACAGUGCUUCUUCAUUAUCUGCAUAGAAAACCAUUGCCAGGUUGUGCAAUUUUAUAAUCUCCCUCCAGUAUACAUUAUAUAUAUAGACAUAUAUAUUUAAAAAAAACAAUGGAAAGUAGUAGUACUAGUUUUUAAAAUUGAAUAUUUCCUUCUUACAAGUAAAAUCAAUGUUGAAAAUCCUCACUUAAUACAUCUUGAGAAUGGUCUGUUGUUGCCUCUAUCUGGAAUGUCAGAUAUGGCAAAUUUUGAAAAUAUUCAUUCUGAAUAGUUUCUGUUACAGUCAACUUUUGACAUAUCUUGCUUUAUCAAAGGAAAUUUAUACUUAAAUAUAGAUGGGGUUUAGAGUUUUUUUACUUUUUAUAAAUGUCAUAGAAAUUUUUUGAGAUUCUUCCAAGUUUAUUUUAUAACGUGUUUUGUACAAAAUGCAAAGAAUAUAUAUUUAGCUGACAAAAAUUCAUUAAUUCAAAAUAUUAUUUCUGUAACUAAGAGAACUGUGAAUACAGGUACUAGGUGUGUAACAUGCA
Schistocerca nitens (vagrant locust) is the source of this 6477-nucleotide messenger RNA. Its product is annotated as proton channel OtopLc-like. The record is from RefSeq and is a predicted model, not a curated record. NCBI's taxonomy places the organism in Eukaryota, Metazoa, Arthropoda, Insecta, Orthoptera, Acrididae. Gene Ontology annotation, biological process: proton transmembrane transport. The coding region runs from base 488 to 3196 and encodes 902 amino acids. Gene Ontology annotation, molecular function: proton channel activity. Gene Ontology annotation, cellular component: membrane. The transcript is spliced from 14 exons.